UGGAGGUAUGAAAGCAGCCUUGGCCGGGCGAGAAUCAGUCACUUCUCAGCGCGCUCUGCUCCGUCUGGGGAUGCUCUGGGCUGGCAGGAUGAGGCUGGGAUCUUCUGGGAUCUUCGUCGGGAUCUUGCUAGUGCUCGUCCACGCAGCAGCAGCCUGUGAGUUUGGGCCAGUCCCUGACAGAGCCACGGGGAUCGUCUGCAGGAUGACCAAGCCCGCGGCGUUGCUGUUGAACCAGGAAACAGCACAGGUCAUUCAAGCAGCCUUCAGGAAUGCCAACUUCCCAAAUAUCACCGGGGAAAGGUCCGUGCGGCUCCUCGGCAAGGUGGCUUACGGGCUAAGCAACAUCCAGGUCAACGAUUUGUCCAUCGAGCAGAGUGAGGUGGAGCUCAAGGAGAAUGAUGCCAUUGACAUUGCCAUUAAAAAUGUGACGGCCGUCUUCAAGGGCACCCUGACCUACGGCUAUGCUGGGGCCUGGUUUCUACAGCUUUUUCAUUCAGUUGAUUUUGAAAUCGAGUCUUCCAUCGACCUGCAGAUAAACAUUAAACUGAUGUGCCAGGAGGACCAGGUGGCUGCUGAUGCUUCAGACUGCUACCUCUCGUUCCACAAACUGACACUUCACCUCCAAGGAGACAAGGAGCCGGGCUGGUUGAAGCAGCUCUUCACAGAUUUCAUCUCCUUCACUUUGAAGUUUGUUCUCAAGAGAGAGGUGUGCAAUGAGAUCAAUUAUCUUGCCCAGGUGCUGGCCAAUUAUGUCCAUGACCUAGCAGCAAAUUUUGUCCGGGAUGAGGAUAUCGGACUUGAUAUCUCCCUUGCAUCAGAUCCUUUAAUAAAAGCAAAUUACCUCGAAUCACACCACAAGGGCCUUGUCAUGUACAAGAACUACUCUGAUGUCUUCAGUGACUCUGUUUUCUCCCCAUCACUGCUCUCCGAGUCCCGAAUGCUCUACUUCUGGCUGUCCGAACACAUCCUCAACUCCCUGGCUUCGGCAGCUUUCCUAGAUGAACGCCUGGUGAUGAACAUCAGUGGGAAGAAGUUGCAGGCGCUGUUUGAAAUUGAAGACACUGAAGUGCAGCAGAAGGCGGUGCAAUUGAUUUUUCAAGGCACCUCCUAUAAUGAUUCUGUGGCCAAGGUGUGGAGUCUCACCCAUCCCGAAAUCUCUCUCCAGCCUGAGGGGACAGUUGUGAAGUCCUUGGUAGCAGUGGAGAUCAACAUCUUUCCCCCAGGAGAAGAGUCCCUGAUGGUUCUGUACAUGGAGAAGGAAAUCACGGUCACUAUACAAGCUGCCUAUGCAGAAAAGAAACUCAUUUUGCAGCCUUUGGAUUCCAGGAUAGAGUUUAAAGUUUUUAAAUGGGCAGCUGAUCCAAGUGAGAAUGACCAGUCCAUAAGAAACUUCCUGCAGAAAAUGAUCUCAGUUGUCGGGAUCCCAGAAGUGAUUUCAAGGAUUGAACCAGCUUUGACCUCACUGAUGAACAGCAAAGGGCUUCAUUUAUUUGAGAUCAGAAAUCCUGAGAUCAUCACAAGAAAGGGAUACCUAAUUGUACAACUUGACUUUAGCUUCCCAAAUCAUUUGCUGCUUGACUUUCUUCAGAAAGGAUUUUAGAACUGGUCUGUUCUUGAAGGAGCGUAGGAAAUUGUGUACAAACAGUGAUUGCGUGUGAAAUGAUUAAAAGACAAGCUGACUUAAAUCAGCUUCUGCUGAUUUUUUUUUUCUUUUCCCGAGAAAUGCUCCAGUUUCUGUGCAAUUGUAUAUCCACUAAGCAAAGAUCUUGAAGUCUGCACCUCCACACAUGUUGCUGUUUAAGGAUCCUUCAGGAUCUUUAAAGGAGAUUCUGAGGAGCUUACAAGUAAGGGUUGAAUUCUUAAAGACCAUUGGCACUGGGUUAGCACUCAGAGAAGCCAGCAGAAACAGGCUUUACCAAUCAUUUGGUAUCUCUCUUGUUACACUUUAGAAACCUAGCAUCUUUUGUGCUGAUUCUGUGUUUGUGUUUUUUUUUUUUUUUUUUUUUUUUUUUUUUUGGCUCAACUACAAGCCAAAGAGUUCAUGAUUUUGGCAUACUUCAGCCAUUCACAUGACAUUACCAAACUGUAAGUAAGCUCAGAAGCAGUGAUAUUACAAGACCUGGGUAUAGCUGAAGACAGUGGAAUGUGAAUUUGGAGAGCAGUUUAAUAAGAGAUCUCAUGUCCUGGCUACUUUCUUUACAGAGUUCAAAACAUGGUGUAGAGCUCUGGGCAAAUCAUGUUCAUGUUGUGGGGGUACUGGCCAAGCAAACUUAACAAAAGUAAUAAAAACGGUGAGGAAGCCAAAGAGAUUAUAAGAGAAAGUGUAAGUAUCUAUUCAGACAUCAGGUUCCUGUUUCUUUCUACUAUAAUGCAAUCUUUAAGCUGAAGUGGCUCAGUCAUUUUCCUGUACCAAUUCAUGCUUCCUUUCUUUAAAAUUCAUCUUAUUAUUAGGAAGACAGCUCAAAUGACAAAUAUAAGAAUGUAAUGAUCAUAUUAACAAAAGCAGACGAUGACAUUCUCUUGUUCCAGCCUGGUGUGGAAAAGGAGGCCAGGAUAUCUUCCAUGCACCAAUUUUAUAGUUUGGUCCAUGGCACCCACAAGAGGUUAUCAUAGAAUCAUAGAACAGCUUGGGUUGGAAGGGACAUUAAUGACCAUUCACUUCCAACCCCCCAGGGAUGCCAUCCACUAGAUCAGGUUGCCCAGGGCCUCAUCCAACCUGGCCUUGAAUAUAUCCAGGGAUGGAGCUUCUCUAGGCAGCCCAUGCCAGGGCCUCACCAGGUAAAGGAUGUUGAUUUUGCAGGUUUUAGCUAAUACAGCUGUAUGUUGUGUAUCAACCACAAGGACAGGACUGAGACAGGGUCUAUGCUGUCAGGAUGACCCUAAAGACAAGGGAGGGAAAGGCUGCAUGCACACAGGUAAUAGAACCAGAAAGAACUGGACUGGGAUUUUUAAGUCUGUCAGAGAAAGGAAGGGUCAGAAGUUUAGCAGCAAGGAAGAUUUCUGGCCUUCAUCAAAAGACCACCAGAGUAUGCUGGAUGACCACCCAAGGACUCUAUGCGUAUGUGAACAGGGGUAGGAACCUAUGUUAAUGAGUCUGUGGAGAUGUAAUGAAUAUGCAGGAGACACGAAAUGAAAUGAAAAUGUUUAUAUAUAUGUAUAUAUGCCAUUGACAUAAGCACACUGCCAGUAACCCUGUGUGUGUUAGGCGGAGCGAUCUGCCACACACCUGGUGCUGUAAUAAAGAAUACCUGCUUAAUUA
This is a messenger RNA of Anas platyrhynchos (mallard), 3259 nucleotides long. It is a transcript of the gene CETP, whose product is annotated as cholesteryl ester transfer protein. The record is from RefSeq and is a predicted model, not a curated record. Gene Ontology annotation, cellular component: high-density lipoprotein particle. Gene Ontology annotation, molecular function: phosphatidylcholine binding; triglyceride binding; cholesterol binding. Lineage: Eukaryota; Metazoa; Chordata; Aves; Anseriformes; Anatidae. Gene Ontology annotation, biological process: low-density lipoprotein particle remodeling; reverse cholesterol transport; cholesterol metabolic process.